Molecule: messenger RNA, 360 nt
Organism: Notothenia coriiceps (black rockcod)
Lineage: Eukaryota; Metazoa; Chordata; Actinopteri; Perciformes; Nototheniidae
Product: pancreatic secretory granule membrane major glycoprotein GP2-like
Exons: 2
Source: RefSeq, a predicted model, not a curated record
AUGAGCGCCUACGAGGACCAGAACCUCCUGAAUGUCGUGAAGCCAGAGACAGAGCUGCUGCUGAACCAGAGGAUCUGGUUAGAGCUGAAGACGGAGGGUUUGGACGGGAACAGAUUCUCCAUCGUGACGGACUCCUGCUGGGCCACCAGCCAGUCGUCUCCAAACGGCAGCCUGAGAUACGACCUCAUCAACAGCGGAUGCCCGAACGCUAACGAUGAGACGGUGAGAAUGAGUGGAAACGGACAGGGAACCUCCAACGUGUUCUCUUUUAACAUGUUCGUGUUCAACGGAGGAAACAGAGAAAUCUUCCUGCACUGCAAACUGGAGCUGUGCGUCAGGAUGGGAAACUCCUGCCAGCCG